Molecule: messenger RNA, 2022 nt
Organism: Fusarium sp. VM40
Lineage: Eukaryota; Fungi; Ascomycota; Sordariomycetes; Hypocreales; Nectriaceae
Source: the annotation of a GenBank genome assembly
AUGAAAGUCCUUUGUGUGGCUGAGAAGCCAUCGAUUUCCAAGGCUGUGGCUACGCAUCUUUCCGGAGGUCGCAUUGAAACAGUAAGAGUACAACUCCUACACCGGUCUAAAGGUACUGACAAGAGUCUGAAGCACAAUACAAGAAACAAGUACAUCAAGAACUACGCGUUCGACUUUGACUUUGGCCACCAACUGGGCAACUGCUCCGUUACUAUGACCUGUGUCACUGGACACUUGACCAAUGUCGACUUUACACCAGCACACAAGAAUUGGUAUCAACCUCCUCCAGAAUCCUUGUUCAGCGCCCCUAUUGUUACAACUGUUAGCGAGGAUAAAAAAACAAUAGCCCAGAAUUUGGAAUCCCAGGCCAAAUAUGCCCAAGCUCUAGUGAUAUGGACGGAUUGUGAUCGUGAGGGUGAACAUAUCGGUAACGAGAUCGUCGAGGCUGCACGAAAGGGCAAGCCAGGUAUUCGUGUUUUACGAGCAAGGUUCAGCAAUGUUGAAAGAGCCCAUGUGCUCUCUGCAGCUAAGAACCUGGCAACUUUGGACGAGAGACAAGUCCACGCUGUGGCUGCAAGAAUAGAACUGGAUCUUCGCAUCGGAUAUGCCUUUACUCGCUUCAUCACAAACAAUCUACGACCCCUUGGCGGACCUUUGGAAAAGCUAACUCUAAGCUAUGGUUCUUGUCAAUUUCCAACUCUCGGAUUCGUUGUGGAUCGUUACUUUCGCGUCAAAAACUUCGUCCCAGAGCCAUUUUGGAGCAUAAAGGUAGUGCACAACCGGGACGGUAAAAAGAUCGAUUUCUCCUGGCAACGGAACAGACUUUUCGACCGAAUGUCUACAGUCAUUCUAUAUGAAAGAUGUCUUGCAGCCAAAACAGCGACGGUGACAAAAGUUCAGCAGAAACCUACUCGAAAGUUCAAGCCUUUACCCCUUACGACGGUCGAGUUGCAGAAGGCCGCGACUAGAUUACUUCAAAUGACUGGACAGCAGGCCAUGAGCAUUGCUGAAGGCCUCUAUAACAAGGGAUUCCUGAGUUACCCCCGAACGGAAACUGAUCGCUUUGACCGAGGGAUGAACCUCCGAGCACUGGUCGAGAAACAUACCAGCGACCAAAGGUGGGGUACGUUUGCACAGAAUCUCGUCAACGGUGGUUUUCAACAACCGAGAGAAGGACGACAUGAUGAUAAAGCACAUCCUCCCAUUCACCCUAUUACAUAUGCAUCACCUUCCGUAUUGAGCCGUGAUGAGGCCCGCUUAUAUGAGUACGUCGCCCGGCGAUUUCUUGCAUGUUGCUCAGAUGAUGCCAAAGGUAGUGCAACCGAUGUUGAACUCGAGUUUGGAGAAGAGCGUUUCAAUGCUCAUGGAGUCAUUGUGCUUGAGAGGAACUAUCUCGACGUAUUCAUAUAUGAGAAAUGGAACAACACUGUGGAACUGCCGAAGUUCACAGAAGGGGAGCAUUUUCAGCCAACAGAGGCCAUGAUGACGGAAGGGCAUACCACAGCGCCUGGUUAUCUUACCGAGGCUGAUUUAAUCGCCCUUAUGGAUGCUAAUGGGAUCGGCACAGAUGCCACCAUGGCCGAGCACAUCCAAAAGAUCCAGGAUAGAGAAUACGUCGCUACAAUGGGCCGAUCAGGUCAAGCUUCGGCAGAUGACGAGGAGUCGGACAUGGGCCCAGCCACAAGAGGUCGUGGACGUGGACGUGGAGGCCGAGGUGGCCGAGGUGGACGUGGAGGUUCAUCAACAUCAGGGGGUCGAGGCGGUUUGAAGGUAUUCAUCCCUACACAGCUGGGAGUAGCUCUGAUCCUAGGAUUUGAUCGAAUGAACUUCGAGACCAGCCUAGGUAAACCCUUUCUCCGCAAGGAAAUGGAAAGCAAGAUGAAAGCUAUUUGCGAAGGUCGUACGAACAAGGAGGUUGUUCUACGAGAGAGCCUAGCUCAAUACCAGCAUGUUUUCGAACAGUCCAAGCAGAAACUCAACGUCCUACGAACGGCGUGCCGUGAAUUUGUCUUUGCCUCAUGA